Messenger RNA from Marmota monax (woodchuck), 1750 nucleotides. RefSeq names its product acyl-CoA desaturase 1. Bases 366 to 1448 code for a protein of 360 amino acids. Gene Ontology annotation, biological process: unsaturated fatty acid biosynthetic process; response to fatty acid. Gene Ontology annotation, molecular function: palmitoyl-CoA 9-desaturase activity; iron ion binding; stearoyl-CoA 9-desaturase activity. The record is from RefSeq and is a predicted model, not a curated record. Lineage: Eukaryota; Metazoa; Chordata; Mammalia; Rodentia; Sciuridae. The transcript has 6 exons. Gene Ontology annotation, cellular component: endoplasmic reticulum membrane.
AUCUCUGCUCUUUGUCCCCUCCCCUCUCCCGCCCUCACCUCCACGCUCGGCUGUCUCCGCCAAGCAGCUCUGCGCACUUUGCCCCUUGUUGGCAGCGGAUGAAAGGUGCCUGAGGAAAUACCCCGCACCGUCCACCCACUGCCAGAUCUACUCCUUAAAUUCCGAGCCCAGAGAGAUCCGCGCACAGCGGAUCGGGCCUGCACAACCAUCCAGCGUGCAACAGCAGAGAGGUGUUCCGAGCGCAGCUCCACCGAUCGCCCCGCUCAAGCGGGCCCCUGAACCGAAGUCCACCCUCAGUUUCAGCUGUGCCAAAUUCGCUCCGCAGCCUCAGCCCCGGGAGCGUGAUCCCAGCACCCGAGAGCCAGAUGCCCGCCCACAUGCUGCAGGAGAUAUCCAGCUCCUACACCACCACCACCACCACCACCAUCACAGCGCCUCCCAAGGGGACCCUGAAGAAUGGGGGAGAGAAGUUGGAGAAGACCCCUCUCUACUUGGGGGAAGAUAUACGCCCUGAAAUGAAAGAUGACAUAUACGACCCCAGCUAUCAGGAUGCAGAGGGCCCCAGGCCCGAGCUUGAGUAUGUCUGGAGAAACAUCAUCCUCAUGAGUUUGCUGCACUUGGGAGCCCUGUAUGGGAUUACAUUGGUUCCCACCUGCAAGUUCUACACUUUGCUCUGUGCCUAUGUGUACUAUUUAAUCAGUGUCCUGGGCAUCACUGCAGGAGCUCAUCGCCUGUGGAGCCACCGAACUUACAAAGCGCGACUGCCUUUGCGGCUCUUCCUGAUCUUUGCCGACACCAUGGCGUUCCAGAAUGAUGUUUAUGAGUGGGCCCGAGACCACCGUACCCACCACAAAUUCUCAGAAACACAUGCCGACCCUCAUAACUCCCGCCGGGGCUUCUUCUUCUCUCACGUGGGUUGGCUGCUUGUGCGCAAACACCCAGCUGUGAAAGAGAAGGGGGGGACACUGGACCUGUCUGACCUAAAAGCUGAGAAGCUGGUGAUGUUCCAGAGGAGGUACUACAAGCCCGCUGUCCUGUUGAUGUGCUUCAUCCUGCCCACACUGGUGCCCUGGUUCUGUUGGGGUGAAACUUUUCUACACAGCUUGUGUGUGGCCACUUUCCUGCGAUAUGCUAUAGUACUCAACGUCACCUGGCUGGUGAACAGUGCUGCCCACCUCUAUGGAUACCGCCCUUAUGACAAGAACAUUGAUUCUCGGGAGAAUAUACUUGUUUCUCUGGGAGCUGGGGGUGAGGGUUUCCACAACUACCACCACUCCUUCCCCUAUGACUACUCUGCCAGUGAGUACCGCUGGCACAUCAACUUUACCACGUUCUUCAUCGACUGCAUGGCUGUCCUCGGCCUGGCUUAUGACCGGAAGAAAGUAUCCAAGGCCGCUGUCUUGGCCAGGAUUAAAAGAACUGGAGAUGGAAGCUACAAGAGUGCCUAAGUUUGGGGUUGUCCAGGUUCCCUUUCUAAAGCCAUCUGGGCAGAGGUUUAAUGUUCUGUUGAUUAACUACUGAAUAAUGCUACCAGGUUGCUAAAAGUGAUGACCUUAACCCAUUCCAGUACAGUAUUCUUUUAAAAUGCAAAAGCUUUGAUAAUUUUUUGAGGUAAUACAUAUUUUAAUUAGCUAGUUUUAACCAUUCCACAAUAUACAUGCCUCCAAACAUAUUGUACAUGAUGAAUACAUACAAAUUUAUGUGUCAAUUUUUUAAAACUAAUUAAUAAAUUUGAAUAUUCUAAAAAGGA